UGCCUACGUUAAAAACCCUCCCCGCACAAAAGAAAACACAAGUACACAACAAAUUAAAGUCUCGCUUCUCUACGAAAGAAACAAAACAAAUUAUAAGCGGUAAUUAAGUUAGGGUGUGAAAGGGAGCCAUGCAGCGUUUACCCACCAAGUUGAUGAGCAAAAUCGGUGGUCCAGUGUGCGACGUGUUCAUCAACCACCGUGGGAUCGACACGAAGAGGAACGUUGCGGGGUUGUUGUACGAUAAUCUUACGAGGAUUGGAGUGAGGUCGUUCUUGGACAGCAUGAACAUGAAACCAGGGGACAGGCUUUUCCAACACAUUGAUAGAGGCAUUCUAGGAUGCAAGGUUGGUGUCGCUGUCUUCUCUCCUCGCUACUGUGACUCCUAUUUCUGCCUCCACGAGCUCGCUCUUCUCAUGGAGUCCAACAAAAGGGUCGUUCCCAUUUUCUACGACGUUAAACCCUCGCAACUCAGUGUCAAGGACAACGGAACCUGUCCUCCCUCGGACCUUCAGAGAUUCGCCUUUGCACUUGAAGACGCUAAGAACACCGUGGGAUUGACGUUUGAUUCUUUGAACGGGGAUUGGUCGGAGUUGCUAAGGAAUGCUUCGGAAGCGGUGAUCAUGAACUUGUUGGAGGUAAAGGAAGAAAGGAAGUACGCGAGGAAGCAGCGUUGAAUGCUUCAAUGUUCAUAACGUGGAUAACCACAAUAUAAAAUUUGCAUAUAUAUUUUUUUUCGGUAUAUAAAUAUGGGUUCCUAAUGAGAGACACCAUAUGCUGCAACCUUUAACAUCACUCAAUUAUGUGGCCUCAAUUCGCUUAAUAUUAGGAUUAGGCUUCAGCUCCAAAUUUUUCUUAGAGUAAAACUAUAGUCAAAUUGGCUCAACGGAACCACAACAAACUGCUCUAAGAUCAAUUCCUUUGUUGUAUCAGAAUUCUUUUAUUAUUUCAUUAUCAAUA
Molecule: messenger RNA, 957 nt
Organism: Vigna unguiculata (cowpea)
Lineage: Eukaryota; Viridiplantae; Streptophyta; Magnoliopsida; Fabales; Fabaceae
Product: putative 2' cyclic ADP-D-ribose synthase BdTIR
Biological process (GO): signal transduction
Source: RefSeq, a predicted model, not a curated record